AUGUCACUUUUUGUAAAAGCAUACAUUCUUCUGAAUUUAAUUGAUAUAAAAACAGUUUUUUCAAAAAACGAAGAUUUUUUGGAUCUUAUUAAUUAUUCUCCACUAAAUGAAGACGAUUCAUUAUUUCCCCUUACUCAUAGGAGUGCACUUUAUGAUCUUCGUUUAGCAUAUCAAUUGCAAAAACUAGAACUUGAAAAUCUCUGGUACAAUUAUAAACAUGAUUAUUAUUAUGUUGCUGCUAUGUUGGCUCCAGGUCGAUUAUCUUAUUGUCAAAGUGACGUGAAUAAAAUAUGUACUGGUAUUAAGAAUAUGAAUGAAAGAAUUCAAGGAAUUUGUACAUCUAAAACAAUAUGUAAUCAUGCAUACAAUGAAAUAAUGAUGGGGAUAAAAAAAACUAAUGAAGAACUUUCAGACAAGAGAAUAACUGAGCAUGAUAAGUGUAACAAAUUACAAAUGAGAUGUUUUCUUUUCGAACGCCAUGGUAUGCAGUAUCUUAAUGAAAAGUGUAAAGAACUUAAAGAGAGCUGUUAUAAUAAAGUCCGUAUGGAAGUAGCAAGAACACUUCUCUAUGAUAUUUUAAGAGGAACUUCAAGUGAUUCAAAAUCUUGCAUAGGAAGAUUAAAAAAUGUAUGCCAAUUACUUAGUCAACAAAGCCCUGAAUUGCUUACUUUGUGUAUGGAUUAUACCAGAGUUUGUAAUGAAUUUACUUCAUACUCUCAAGAAGAAUGUAAAAAUUUUGGAACUCAAUUUUUAUCAAAACAGGGAAUAAUGACAGAAGAAAAUUGUGUAAAAUGGUUAGAAAUAUGUUAUUAUGUUAUCCCUGAUUGCCAAAAUCUCCACAGUCUAUGUCGUUCAUUUCGAAUGGAAUGUUCUGAAAAAGGCUUUUUCUAUAAUCCAAGAGGCCAUAAUUUUGAUCUUUUUAAAAAUCCAUCUACCGAUCUAGAUGAAACCGGUAUUCAACAUACCUAUGAAAAAUUGUGUGAUUUAGGUAUCCGUGUUACCGGAGUAGAGAAAUAUUCAGAAUUGCAAGUGGCCAACUUUUUGGUUCAAGAACAUUAUCCAGGAUACUUGGAAUGUAAAAAUGCGUUAAAUAAAAAAUGUUCCUUAAUACAAUAUUUAGAAUCAAUUAAACACAUGUGCAUUUCUAAAGAUUGGAAAGGCAACUAUAAUGUUUGUUAUAAUAUGUAUGCUGGAACUAGAGAUUAUUGUUAUUCUCUUAUAAAAAAAUUAAAAGAAGGUAUUAACUUUUGGUGGUAUCAAGACCUCCCUCUUUCGGAAAAAAAAUGCGAAGAGUAUCUGACAAUGUGUUAUUUCAUGUAUAAAACUAUUACUUAUUGGACAGGUUAUGAUGUUUGUAAAAAUAUACGACUCGUUUGUUACCAAGCAGAUUUGGAAAAAGCAGCUAAUAUGGCUCUAAUGAAAAAGUUAAAUAGAAAAUUAACAUUAGGAAAUAGUCCUGAGUCUUCAAGCAAUCAAAAAAACUGCGAAAAAGUUCUUGUACAAGAAUGCGAACAUUUUAUGUAUUAUAGUUACUAUAUACUAUAUAGUUGUCUGCACCCAAAAGAAACAUGUAAAAAUUUAACAGCUUUUGUUAACAGCAACUCCAAAGAUUUAGAAAAAAACUUAAAAGAUACUCUCAUGGAUCCUGACUAUGACAAGUGUAAAAAGUAUAAAAAAGAAUGUCAUAAAUUGGGAUUUUAUUUUCAAUCUACUAAAAAGUUAUGUGGAGAACUUAAUACUACUUGUAAAAAUAUAGAUGAGGAAAUACUAUUAGGAGUAAAUAUACUUAAAAAAGGCUCAAAUUUAUACAAUGAAUCUUCUUGUCUCAAACAUCUUACUGAACAUUGCACACAAAAUAGUUCGUAUUCACAUACAGCCUGUCGUAAUAAAACGAAAACAUGCAAUCACAUACUCAAGCGUGUUUCAGCAUAUUGUACACAGCUCUCACGCUAUCUAUCACAUUAUGAAGUUUCCAAUAACCAUAUAACUCAUAUCAGUUAUAGUCGUUGUGCUAGUUUCAAAUAUCACUGUAAAUUGCUUAAAAGCAGUUGUCCCGGAUCUUUAAACAACAUAUGUGCUGAAGUUGAGAAAAAGUGUAAUAAUACUUCAACUCAAACUAACGAACUUAAUAAUUUAAUUAAGGCUUUUGGCGAAGGAAUAUCCACUCAUGAAAAAUGUAAGAAAAAAUUACAUAAAAUAUGUGAAAAUUCUACUACAAAACAAAAAAUGAAUAUAUCAUGCACUAAUAUUAAUAAUACAUGCAAGCAUCUAAUAGACCAUUUAGGAAAAAUAUGUCAUGGACUUGCAUUGAAAAUUUUUAAAUUUUUAUCAACCCCUUCUAAUUCAGAGUGUGAAAAUUUGAAAUCCUUAUGCUCAUCUAUAGGAAAUUUUUGUAAUGGAAUUAACGAUAAAAUCAUUCGUAUAUGUAAUAGCACUAUGACUAAAUGCACUUCACCAGGCCCUCUACCUCCACAACCACAACCACCAUCAGAGCCGCCACCACCACCAGAACCAUUACCACCAAAACCGCCUAUACCACCACCACCAAAGCCAUCAGAACCAGAAUCAUCAAAACCAAUGCCAAAACCAAAACCAACAAAUUCAACUACAAGUUUACCGACUACAAAUUCAUCAACUGCAGCUUCGCCAACUACGCCAAGCUUUCCAACUACACUUAUACCAACUACAAACACAUCAGAUAUAUACACAUCAACUACAGCCACAUCGGAAACAAGUAUAUUAGAUACAAGCACAUCUACAGAUACAUCUACACGCACAUCUACACGCACAUCUACACGCACAUCUAAAGGUACAUCGACUACACGUUCAUCAACAUCCACGCGUUCAAGACCUAGACCAACAAUGUCACGGGAUGACUAUGAAGAAGGUUAUGGACUCAGAGCACAGAGAUUACAAAUGAUAAAAUUGAUUUUGGAAAUUGCAGGAAUAAUAUUGGGACUAUGGAUAAUUAUUUAA
This is a messenger RNA of Pneumocystis jirovecii RU7, 2976 nucleotides long. RefSeq lists its product as uncharacterized. Bases 1 to 2976 code for a protein of 991 amino acids. Lineage: Eukaryota; Fungi; Ascomycota; Pneumocystomycetes; Pneumocystales; Pneumocystaceae. The record is from RefSeq and is a predicted model, not a curated record. The transcript has 2 exons.